Molecule: messenger RNA, 396 nt
Organism: Cryptococcus deneoformans JEC21
Lineage: Eukaryota; Fungi; Basidiomycota; Tremellomycetes; Tremellales; Cryptococcaceae
Product: expressed protein
Exons: 4
Coding region: 16-351 (111 amino acids)
Source: RefSeq, a predicted model, not a curated record
UCCUAUUUCAUAACCAUGGUCCGCUCAGCGCUCGCAUCUCUCGCCCGUCCCCUCUCCCGUCAAUCCACUCAAUCCACAUCUCUCUCUGCUAAACGAUACGCGAGUCAUGGGCCUACUUACAACCCCCCAUCAGGGUAUCUCUUCGGCGAACGUCCCCCCAAAGAUGGAAAGAGAGUAAAGGAGUCUUGGGAGAACAUCUACUACGUUGGCAUGUUUGGCGGAAUGGUUUUUAUGGGCGUAGUCUAUGCUUACAAGCCCGAUACAAGCAUUCAAAGCUGGGCCUUGAAGGAAGCCAAGGAACGUUUGGAGGCUAGGGGUGAGGAAUACCAGUACAAGCCUAAGUCUGCUUAGAACAGGGAUUUUACAAGGACAUGUAUUCUACACUACUGAAACUGA